AUGAAUUCUAAACGUCUGCUUGACAUGUCUCCUGUUGGAAUACGGAUCGCGGGCGCUUCGAAACAAGCCAGUAUUGACCAGCAUGCAGAGGGUUCCAAGGGACGCAAAAUUUGUGUUGCCGCCACUGCGGACAGCCGUGUCAUUCUGGCGUGCAAGAACGGUCCCGCAACAGGAGCAGUUCUCUACAAAUUCAUGCUGGAUGAUGGAUCUUUAAGAGAAUGUACAAGCCAGGACACAGUCCUCAAUGUGAAUGACCUGUCAUCAGGGAGAGAAAAAUAUCCCCACCUGAAUAAAGUAGGUUCUAUUACACGGGCAUAACAAUUGCAUGCUGGACGUAAUAUUUUUGGUCUAACAGUGUGUUGGUUAGUUAUUAAUUUCCCCCCCUAUUCAAUUAUUCACAUUAAGUUACAUUUUUGCAUGAAAGCCUAAUGUUGCAUUCACCCGGGAUACAGAACCAGUCCGCUCUGAUUAUUCUGUAGCCUCUUCGCUCCAGGAGAACUGUAGCCCACACAUUGUGCGCCCGAUAACGUUACAGGUCUCCGGGGGCGAAGAGGCUAACUUUGCUGAUGACGUGAAUCGGUUAUUUUUUAAAGUGAAAAUGUAGGUCAGACAUGCGACUAACGCAAGUUAGUUAGCCUAUUAAUUGCAACUAGUAGGCUAUGUAUGACGAAUGUAAUUUGUUAAAAUGGCGGCUCAUUGCGCGUUCAAAGUUAAAGGUCCAGAACAGUCAAAAUCAUGUUUUUCAUGAAAUUGGAUUAAGUAGGAGUACCAAAGUAUGAAAAUAACUGUUGCUUCUACAUUCAUAAAGUUUGAUCAUAAAUUUACUGGUCCCCUCUCCAUUUCAAACACUUAUUCAGGAGGUGGGAUGGAGGCAGGAUUAUUAAGGGGUUUUGGUAACAUCACAAAAAGCCUAAUUUCAAUACACCAAUGGUAAUGUCUUAUUCUCUUACAAAUAAGUACUGCCUUUUAACCAACGUCCCAGAAGGCAUGUUUGCAGAGGGGUGUGGUUUACAUAGCUAGGUAGCUAGUCUACUGGUGCCAGAAUUUGACUGCAGCAUGUCAACAAAUAUAAUUAGAGUUUACCCCUAUUAAUCUAAAGGGGUUUUCUGUUUUCAUCUGUGUCUGGUGUUAGCUAGUAACUGGCUAAUGAGGUCUUCAGCCAGCAUGGAACAAAAGCAGGGGAACGGUUGCCCAAAACUGCUACACGGUUGUCAUAUCAUUACAUCAAGAGACAUGCCAAAUGGAAAAUUCAAACAAACUUCUUGAUAUCGUUGAUAUGCAUGCUAUAUGAACGUUGUCUCAUUCCAUGACAUAGACUGACCAGUUGAAGGCUAUGAUCCCUUUUUGAUGUCACUUGUUAAAUCCACUUCAAUCAGUGUAGAUGAAGGGGAGGUGACAGGUUAAUGAAGGAUUUUUUAAAGCUCAGAGACAAUUGAGACAUGGAUUGUGUAUGUGUGCCAUUCAGAGGGUGAAUAGGCAAGACAAAAGAUUUAAGUGCCUUUGAACGGGGUAUGGUAGUAGGUCCCAAGCGCACCGGUUUGUGUCAAGAACUGCAACACCGCUGGGUUUUUCACACUCAACAGUUUCCAGUGUGUAUCAAGAAUGGUCCACCACCCAAAGGACAUCCAGCCAACUUGACACAACUCUGGGAAGUAUUGGUGUCAACAUGGGCCAGCAUCCCUGUGGAACACUUUUGACACCUUGUAGAGCCGAUGCCCCGACGAAUUGAGGCUGUUCUGAGGGCAAAAGGGGGUGUGCAACUCAAUAUUAGGAAGGUGUUCUUAAAGAUGCACUAUGCAGAAAUCGCUUCUCCAUUUCCUGGUUGCUAUAAUUCUAAUAGUUCUCCUAAUUUCAGUUUAUGUGACAAAAAAAGCAAGUAUAGUGUAGAGAAUCAUUGUACCAUCAAAACCGCUGUGAAAUAUAUUUUCCAUAACCAAAAAUAUUGUAUUUUCAGCUGUUUGAAGCUGGUGUACAAAACCGAAAGUAAAAGAUGCAAAAACUAAACUUAAGAAUGGGAAGCGUAUAAAUAGCGGACAUAGAACAGAUAUACCGCUUCUUAGACUUGCUUUCAAUGUGAAUGACAGAUCUAUAAAACACAUUUCUAUAUGAAUUUGGUCGGGUCGCCCAAAAGUUACAUAUUGCAGCUUUAAUGUUUUGUACACUCACAUGCUGACGACACUGGCCACGCGUGUGCGUCCGCAUGUUGAUUUUGUCCAUCCACACCAGAUGCGAUCAGAACACGCAGGUUGAAAUAUCAAAACGAACUCUGAACCAAUUAUAUUAUUUUAGGGACAGGUCGAAACACAUAUGAAACAUUCAUGGACAUUUAGCUAGCUAAUUUGUCCUGGGAUAUAAACAUUGGGUAUUUUUCAAAAACGGAUUCUAUGGCAUUAUUUAGGAUGCUUAAGACAGAAACUAUACUAAAUCAAACUAAAUAUUUGAACAACAGUGCAGAAAGUGUGGUUUCACAUUUAAAAAGAAAUCUGCAUAGUGUGCCUUUAAUGGGAUUCAACCUCAUACCCACACAUCCCUGAAUGUUCAGUGGGGUCUCGCAUUUUACAACACACGGUUUGAAAAGGCACGUGAUCAAACGAAGCUUCGGACAUAAUUGAUGACAUACUUCUGAUAAAGUGAGACACGCAUCGGCACACUGCUUCGAAGUUAGCUGUUUAGCAAUUUCGACGCAUGCCUCGGAGCUCCGGUAUCAAACGUAACAUCACUACUGUAAAGUUUCAACUGAAAUUGUCCAAGAUAAACUAGCUAGCUAGCCUGAUAAACAGUGCUGACAAUUCCAUUUGGGCUAGCUAGCUAAAUUAUACAGUCAACAUUUUAUUUAUAUUGACACUGUUACAAUAACCAAACAGUUGGAUAAGCAAAACAUUUGUAAAACCAUGAUGUGGUGUAUGACAGGAUUGGAUGUUGAAUGCAAUUUCAAUGUUGUUUGAGUUACUUGUGUAUCAGCAAAUUUGCUUUAAAUAAUCUCACUGCAACACUGCUCACUGUGUCCAUGUUGCUUGACAUAGGUGUUUUCAAAGAACUGCCAGUAAAGAUGAGCUCCCCGCCCACUCAGCCUACUAGCCCCCCCCCCCCACACAGUCUAUACUGAACAAAAAUAUAAACGCAACAUGCAACAAUUUCAAAGAUUUUACAGAGUUACAGUUCAUAUAAGGAAAUCAGUCAAUUGAAAUAAAUGCAUUAGGCCCUAAUCUAUGGAUUUCACAUGACUGGGAACACAGAUAUGCAUCUGUUGGUCAAAGAUACCUUAAAAAGAAGGUAGGGGUGUGGAUCAGAAAACCAGUCAGUAUCUGGUGUGACCACCUUUUGCCACAUGACACGUCUCCUUCGAAUGAAGUUGAUCAGGCUGUUGAUUGUGGCCAGUGGAAUGUUGUCCCACUCGUCUUCAAUGGCUGUGCGAAGUUGCUGGAUAUUGGUGGGAAUUGGAACACACUGUCGUACACGGCCAUCCAGAGCAUCCCAAACAUGCUCAAUGUGUGACAUGUCUGGUGACUAUGCAGGCCAUGGAAGAACUGGGACAUUUUCAACUUCCAGGAAUUGUGUACAGAUCCUUGCGACGUGGCCGUGCAUUAUCAUGUUGAAAUAUGAGGUGAUGGCGGCAGAUGAAUGGCACGAAAAUGGGCCUCAGGAUCUCGUCACGGUAUAUCUGUGCAUUCAAAUUGCCAUCCAUAAAAUGCAUUUGUGUUCAUUGUCCAUAGCUUAUGCCUGCCCAUACCAUAACCCCAUCACCACCAUGGGGCACUCUGUUCACAACAUUGACAUCAGCAAACCGCUCGCCCACACAACGCCAUACACGUGGUCUGCGGUUGUGAGGCAGAUUGGACGUACUGCCAAAUUAUCUAAAACGACGUUGGAGGCGGCAUUAAAUUAACAUUAAAUUAUCUGGCAACAGCUCUGGUGGACAUUCCUGCAGUCAGCAUGACAAUGGCAUACGUCCUCAAAACUUGAGACAUCUUUGGCAUUGUGUUAUGUGACAAAACUGCACAUUUUAGAGUGGCCUUUUAUUGUCCCCAACACAAGGUGCACCUGUGUAAUGCCAGGUGGAUGGAUUAUCUUGGCAAAGGAGACGUGCUCACUAAAAGGGAUGUAAACAAAUUUGUGCACAAAAUUUGAGAGAAAUAAGCUUUUUGUGCGUAUGGAACAUUUCUGGGAUCUUUUAUUUCAGCUCAUGAAACAAAGGACCAACACUUUACAUGUUUAUGUUUUUGUUCAGUGUACUCUGUCUUUUCACAUUUCUGGUAGUUUUACACUGCUCAAAAAAAAAUCUUAUUAAAUACUUUUUUAUUUACAUAGUUGAAUGUGCUGACAACAAAAUCACACAAAAAUUAUCAAUGGAAAUCAAAUGUAUCAACCCAUGGAGGUCUGGAUUUGGAGUCACCCUCAAAAUUAAAGUGGAAAACCACACUACAGGCUGAUCCAACUUUGAUGUAAUGUCCUUAAAACAAGUCAAAAUGAGGCUCAGUAGUGUGUGUGGCCUCCACGUGCCUGUAUGACCUUCCUACAAUGCCUGGGCAUGCUCCUGAUGAGGUGGCAGAUGGUCUCCUGAGGGAUCUCCUCCAAGACCUGGACUAAAGCAUCCGCCAACUCCUGGACAGUCUGUGGUGCAGCGAGAUAUGAUGUCCCAGAUGUGCUCAAUUGGAUUCAGGUCUGGGGAACGGGCGGGCCAGUCCAUAGCAUAAAUGCCUUCCUUUUGCAGGAACUGCUGACACACUCCAGCCACAUGAGGUCUAGCAUUGUCUUGCAUUAGGAGGAACCCAGGGCCAACCGCACCAGCAUAUGGUCUCACAAGGGGUCUGAGGAUCUCAUCUCGGUACCUAAUGGCAGUCAGGCUACCUCUGGCGAGCACAUGGAGGGCUGUGCGGCCCCCCAAAGAAAUGCCACCCCACACCAUGACUGACCCACCGCCAAACGCAGGCAGCAGAACGUUCUCCACGGCGUCUCCAGACUCUGUCACGUCUGUCACAUGUGCUCAGUGUGAACCUGCUUUAAUCUGUGAAGAGCACAGGGCGCCAGUGGCGAAUUUGCCAAUUUUGGUGUUCUCUGGCAAAUGCCAAACGUCCUGCACGGUGUUGGGCUGUAAGCACAACCCCCACCUGUGGACUUCGGGCCCUCAUACCACCCUCAUGGAGUGUGUUUCUGACCGUUUGAGCAGACACAUGCACAUUUGUGGCCUGCUGGAGGUAAUUUUGCAGGGCUCUGGCAGUGCUCCUCCUGCUCCUCCUUGCACAAAGGCGGAGGUAGCAGUCCUGCUGCUGGGUUGUUGCCCUCCUACGGCCUCCUCCACGUCUCCUGAUGUACUGGCCUGUCUCCUGGUAGCGCCUCCAUGCUCUGGACACUACGCUGACAGACACAGCAAACCUUCUUGCCACAGCUCGCAUUGAUGUGCCAUCCUGGAUGAGCUGCACUACCUGAGCCACUUGUGUGGGUUGUAGACUCCGUCUCAUGCUACCACUAGAGUGAAAGCACCGCCAGCAUUCAAAAGUGACCAAAAUAUCAGCCAGGAAGCAUAGGAACUGGUCUGUGGUCACCACCUGUAGGACUUGUAGGACUUAUUCACUUACAUUUUUAGUCAUUUAGUAGACGCUCUUAUGCAGAGCGACUUACAGUUAGUGAGUGCAUAAUUUAUUUAUUUUUCAUACUGGCCCCCCAUGGGAAUCGAACCCACAACCCUGGCGUUGCAAACGCCAUGCUCUACCAACUGAGCUACACGGGACUUGCACUGUAUACACUGAGAAUACCAAACAUUAAGAACACCUUCCUAAUAUUGAGCUGGCCAAUGUUGACUCCAAUGCUUCCUAUAGUUGUGUCAAGUUGGCUGGAUGUCCUUUGGGUGGUGGACCAUUCUUGAUACACAGGGCAAACUGUUGAGCGUGAAUUUGCUGUUUGUUUGCCUUGUGUUUCAGAUUAUUUUGUGCCCAAUAGAAAUUCAUGGUAAAUAAUGUAUUGUGUCAUUUUGGAGUCACUUUUAUUGUAAAUACGAGUAGAAUAUGUUUCUAAACAUUUCUACAUUAAUGUGGAUGUUACCAUGAUUAUGGCUAGUCCUGAAUGAAUUGUGAAAAUUGAUGAGUGAGAAAUUUAUAGACACACGAAUAUCGUACCCCCAAAACAUGCUAACCUCGCUCCAUUACAAUAACAGAGGAGGUUAGCAAUUUAAAAAGAGAUAACUAAUGUAAAAUGUUUUUAUUUGUUUUUUCCUGUGAAGCACAUUGCAUUGCUUUCCAUGUCUGAAAUGUGCUGUAUAAAUCAAGCUUUAUUUGAUUUGUACUGUAUUCUGUGGGGUGGAAUUACAGUACCAAUCGAAAUACAGCAAUUUUCCCACAACGCACCAUCAUUUACAGUAUGCUGCAGGUAAAUGUUUCAAAGAUUUUUACUGUUGAUAAUACCUAAAAUUACUGUAUACAUUUUCCGUUACAGUGUAGAUUCUGCUUGUCAGCUCCUCCAAAUGUGUCACGACUUCCUCCGAAGCUGCCUCCUCUCCUUGUUCGGGCAGGCUUCGGGGUUCGUCGUCACCGGCCUUCUAGCCACUGCCGCUCCUCAUCUCAUCAUUCCAUUUGUUUUGUCUUGUUUAUUACACACACCUGGUUCAUAUACCCUCAUCAGUACCUGUAUAAGUAUUCCCUCUGCCCCCUUGUCUUUCUGUGUGAUUGUUUAUUGUGGAGGUUACUACAGCUCGGUGGAGCUAUAUUGUAUUAUGUAUCGCUGGGAUAUUCACCCGUGUGCCUUGUUUUCCCCAGUGCGCCGUUUUUCCGCACUGGAGUGUUUUACGCAUUGCUACGUACCGCUGUAUUGCCGAAUGAACCAUUUAUUCUAGGAUUUACCCUCCUGCGCCUGACUUUGUCCAAAAUCAGCCGCUACAGAAUCACACACCCAACAGCAUAGAGUCAGCAGGAAACGGGAAUAUGCCUGGAGUUGUGGAGCGGGUCCAGGAGCAUUCCAACAUGCUAGCCAGCUUGGGCGAAGCGAUGGAUCGGGUUCUCCAGGUCGUCCAACGCCUGGAGAGGAGAGGACCCGACCCUUUGGGACCAGCUGAGCAACCGGAUCCAGCCACCCACACCCCAGCACCCAGAGGGAUUCACCUAUCCCGACCGAGGGAGUACGACGGGACAGCGGCACGCUGCCAGGGAAUCCUCCUGCAGCUGGACCUCUGUUUUUCCACCAUCAGCCCGGCUCCCUCGGAGCGGGAGAAGGUGUCAGUCCUCGUCUCCUGCCUCUCGGGGAAAGCCCUGGAGUGGGCCAACGCGGUCUGGAGUGAAGGAGGAGACACGUUGGACAACUACGGGGCGUUCGCUCGCCUCUUCCGGGCAGUCUUCGAUCAUCCCCCCGAAGGAAGAGAGGCCGGCGAGCGCCUGGUCCAUCUGGGGGACGAGGACCGUGCAAGACUUUGCCCUGGAGUUUAGAACUCUAGCGGCGGGGUCCGGGUGGAACGAGCGGGCCCUCAUCGACCAUUCGGUGCAGCCUGCGGGAGGACGUCCGAAGGGAGCUAGCCUGCCGGGAUACCACGUUGACUUUCAACCAGCUAGCGGACAUGGCCAUCCGGUUGGACAACCUGCUGGCUUCCAGAGGACGUCCUGGAAGGGGCCUGCCGUUUCACCCCCCCUGCAUCCCGGAUUACGUUCCGAUGGAGCUGGGUGGUGCAGCGAUCCGGGAGAACGGAGGGCGACAGAUCCAGUGUCACUCUUGUGGCAAGAGAGGACAUUCUGCUGCACGCUGUCGUCAGAGUUCUUCUGGGUCUGGAGGCGAAAGGCAGGGCACUCUCGCGUCACCCCAGGUAGCGCAAACCCACACUCGUUCAGAGCCCUCUGCUGCGCAUUUCACCAUCUACGUCAACUUCCCUGAUUACAUGGUAGUAUUUUACAGUCGACCAUUAGGGUCAGGUUUUGGUAGGGAGGUUAUGGCACCAGUCACUAUGAUUACGCUGGAGACCCAUAGGGAGCAAAUCACCUUUCAUAUUUCUGAGUCCCCCGAUUUCCCUGUUGUGUUGGGUCUUCCCUUGCUCGCAUUACACGACCCCACCUUUUCAUGGCCGAAGAGGGUUCUCACGGGGUGGUCGAGAGAGUGUCAGGGUAGGUGUCUAGCUGUUUCUGUUGGUGCAACCACGGUGGAAAGUCCAGACACUACCUCCACCGCGUGCAUUCCCCCCCAAAUACCUCGACUUGGCCACGCGUUUUCCAAAACACAAGCGACCAAAUUACCACCUCAUCGAGUGGGGGAUUGUGCGAUAAACCUCUGGUUAGACGCUGUGCCUCCCAGGAGACAUGUCUAUCCCCUGUCGCAUGCUGAAACGGAGGCUAUGGAGACAUACGUCUCCGAGUCCCUGCGCCAGGGGUUCAUACGUCCCUCCACUUCGCCUGCCUCCUCAAGUUUAUUUUUCGUGAAGAAGAAAGACGGAGAUCUGCGCCCUUGCAUUGAUUACCGGGCACUUAAUCAAACUUGUCAUGGGUCGAAUAUGCCCAGAACUCUCUCCGCCACUCCUCCACUAACCUAUCUCCAUUUCAAUGUGUUUUAGAUUUUCAGCCGGUCCUGGCACCGUGGCAUCAGAGCCAGACCGAAGCUCCUGCGGUGGAUGACUGGUUUCGGCGUGCGGAGGAGACGUGGAACGCUGCCCACGUCCACCUCCAGCGCGGCGUGCAUCGCCAGAAGGCCAACGCUGACCGCCACCGCAGUGAGGCCCCGGUCUUUGUACCGGGUAAUCGGGUCUGGCUCUCGACCCGGAAUCUGCCCCUCCGCCUGCCCUGCCGGAAGCUUAGCCUGCGGUUUGUGGGGCCAUUCAAAGUCCUGAGAAGAGUAAACAAGGUUACGUAUAGGUUACUACUCCCUCCUGAUUACCGUAUUAACCCCUCGUUUCACGUGUCUCUUUUCAGGCCGGUGGUGGCAGGUCCGCUCCAGGAGUCGGAGGUGCGGGAGGUCCCUCCGCACCCUCUGGACAUCGAGGGGGCCCUGGCGUACUCCGUCCGUUCCAUCCUGGAUUCGAGGCGUCGGGUGGGGGGCCUUCAGUACCUUGUGGAGUGGGAGGGGUACGGUCCGGAGGAGUAGUGCUGGGUCCCGGUGAGGGAUGUCCUCGAUCCCUCCCUGUUGCGCGAUUUCCACCAUUGCCAUCCGGCUCGCCCUGCUCCGCGUCCUCCUGGCCGUCCGUGAGGCCGGUGCUCCUCCAAAUGUGUCACGACUUCCUCCGAAGCUGCCCCCUUUUCCUUGUUCAGGCAGGCUUCGGCGUUCGUCGUCCUGUUUUGUCUUGUUUAUUACACACACCUGGUUCAUAUCCCCUCAUCAGUACCUGUAUAAGUAUUCCCUCUGCCCCUCUUGUGUUUGUGUGUGAUUGUUUAUUGUGGAGGUUACUACAGCUCGGUGGAGCUAUAUUGUAUUUUGUAUCGCCGGGAUAUUCACCCGUGUGCCUUGUUUUCCCCAGAGCGCAGUUUUACCGCACUGGAGUGUUUUACGCAUUGCUGCGUACCUCUGUAUUGCCGAAUAAACCAUUUAUUCUGUGAUUUACCCUCCUGCGCCUGACUCCGUCCAAAAUAAUCCGCUACAAAAUGGUUGGACAGAUUUAGUGACACGGCUUCUAUAUUUCCUUACACACAAAAUCCCCAACACACGUCCCCUUCCCAACAAUGUAGCCAAACAAAUCUGUUAAAUGGUGCCUAAAACUAUCAUUUGGACUAUGUAAUUAACCUUAUAUUAUCUAUUUUUACUACAAGCCUUGGAAGCUAAAAGCACCAACAUAUCAGUUCUGAGACUCCAACCAUUAGAUAUUUUCUCUGUGUGUGUUUUGUUCUUCAUCCUUCAGGCAGGUUGUGGUGGGGAGGCAGAUGAAAGAAACAGUGGUCUGACUGGGAUCCUUACUAACGGCAGUCCCACACACUGCCUGAUCCGGAAAGGGCAGAAGGCGGACAGACACAUGCACUCGGAGGCGAGGACCCUGCUGGUGUCCAGCGGUUGCCAGGCAACAAACGGACAGCAAGUUCCACCUGAGGAGAGAGACCCCCACCCCUCCUCCCAAAUACCUGUCCCCCGACGCAGGUAGGGACCACAUGGCUAAUAA
This is a messenger RNA of Coregonus sp. 'balchen', 10051 nucleotides long. Lineage: Eukaryota; Metazoa; Chordata; Actinopteri; Salmoniformes; Salmonidae. The record is from the annotation of a GenBank genome assembly.